AUGGCAAAACAUGAGGAACUGGAAACUAUUGGUCUAGGAUUUCUAGGAGAGGAUCGUAGUAUCUAUUCAUACAAGUAUGAUCAGAAGAGUACAGAGACUGGGAAUAUAAUUGUGCUGACACUUUUUUCCAAUGUCAAUCUAAAAAUUAUAACUAUUCAUGACUUUAAGCAAACUGGAAAUAUAUUUGAUCGUCUACCCAGAAAUCUCCCAAACCUAGAGAUUCUAAACCUGAGAUAUUGGUAUAAGUUGGUAGAUAACGAAGUAAUUGAGAUACUGAGCAGAUCCAAGCAAAAUCUUAGAGUAUUAUCUUUAAAUUGUUCCAGCAUUACAGGGAUUGGUUUAGAGGAAGGAGUAAACUCUCUUCCAAACCUAGAGAAACUGAUACUAAAAGGAUGUAAGAACCUAAAGGAUGAAGGACUGAAAGAGAUUCUUAAAAUAUCUGGUAGUAAACUCAGAGUUCUAGAUCUAUCUGAUACUGAUAUAACAGGGAUUGGUUUAGAGGAAGGAGACUACUGUCUUACAAGUCUAGAAACACUAAAUCUGGCUAAUUGUCAAGAAUUGACUGAUGGAGGACUAGUGAAGAUACUGAGAAUAUCUGGAAGUAAACUCAUAGUUCUUACUUUAGCUGAUACUAAAAUAACAGGGAUGGGUUUAGAGAAAGAAGUAAAAGCUCUCCCUAUGCUGGAGAAUCUGAAACUGAGUUUUUGUUGCAAUCUGACAAAUGAAGGACUGGUGGAGAUUCUGAGAAUAUCUGGGAAUAAACUCAGAGUUCUGAAUCUAUUUGGGAUUGGGUUAGAGGAAGAAGUAAACUGCCUUCCAAACCUAGAGACACUUUCCCUAGUACUUUGUGAAAAAUUGACAGAUGGCGGACUGGUUGAGAUUCUAAGAAUAUCUAGGAGAAAACUCAGAGUUCUAAAUCUAUCAAGCAGUACGAUAACAGGGAUUGGAUUAGAGAAAGGAGUAAAAUCUCUCCCAAUGUUAGAGAACCUGGACCUUAGUUCGUUGACUGGUAGAGGACUGGCUGAGAUUCUGAGUAUAUCUAGAAGUAAACUCAGAUCGCUAAAUAUCAAUAGAAUUAGAAUAAACCGAGUUUGUUUGGAGGCCGUAGUACAAUCUCUCCCUAUGUUGGAGAACCUGGACCUUAGACUGUGUGAAGACCUGGAUGAUUUCAGACUCCUGGAGAUACUGAGAAUAUGUGGAAGCAAACUUCGAGUUCUCAAUGUAUCUGCAGGCGGUAGUAUAACAGGUGAAUCUGAUUUAGCCAAGUAUCACAGUUAUGAAGACCUUGAACCUGAAGGACGAAGUUUAGAGAAUAAAUAUCCAAACCUCGUCAAGCUCAGAUCUAUCGGGAAAUCUGUGGAGGGACGUGAACUCUAUGUUUUCCAGGUACCAUCUUUAGCAGAGAGAAAAAAUCAAACCUAA
Molecule: messenger RNA, 1422 nt
Organism: Eurytemora carolleeae
Lineage: Eukaryota; Metazoa; Arthropoda; Copepoda; Calanoida; Temoridae
Product: F-box/LRR-repeat protein 14
Exons: 3
Coding region: 1-1422 (473 amino acids)
Biological process (GO): SCF-dependent proteasomal ubiquitin-dependent protein catabolic process
Cellular component (GO): SCF ubiquitin ligase complex
Molecular function (GO): zinc ion binding; metallocarboxypeptidase activity; protein binding
Source: RefSeq, a predicted model, not a curated record